UUUAAUAUGGAUGCUUUAUUCAGAUCGAUGUUUGUAGAUUUCGAUAGUUUUGAUAUUUUGGGAGAACUUCCUAAUGAAAUAGGCUCAAUGAUAUUAAGGUAUCUUGAUGGCGAAAGUCUUUUAAAGGCAGCUAACGUUAGCAAGCGAUGGAAUAGCUUGUGCAGGGGAGACAAGAAACUGAGACAAAGAGGACGCCAACAACUCCGAAUGAUGAAGAAAAGGAAGAAGGAGCAGAUUUAUGGAAUACUGAAAAGAUCUUCGUAUGUUCCCGUUGAAGAAGUUGCAGCAUUCAAGUCUGUCACUUCCCGAAAUAGCAACUCCAAUGUUCAGAUGAAUCAUAAAGUUAUUGAAUAUGGAGCACUGACUUCUACACUAGCAAUAAAUGAAAAUAUCUUGCAGAAGUUGAAAGUCAACUUUGGUGUGGAGUCAACAGGUAGUGCAAAGCUUCAAAAGCCUAAGAAAUCACUCUCAACUCAACAGAAACGAAGAUUACUGCGACAUUGAAAUGAUGUCAAAGCUAAAUUUAU
Molecule: messenger RNA, 527 nt
Organism: Nilaparvata lugens (brown planthopper)
Lineage: Eukaryota; Metazoa; Arthropoda; Insecta; Hemiptera; Delphacidae
Exons: 3
Coding region: 7-504 (165 amino acids)
Molecular function (GO): protein binding
Source: RefSeq, a predicted model, not a curated record